CCGAAGGGGAGGAAUCCAAUUCUUCCAGGCCAGACUGCGCGAGCACGGCACUGACCGCUGAGCAUCGACCAGGAAAGAGAUCGAGAGACGGAGCAUCAUGGCGGAGGGUUCGGCGAACUGCAUCGACAUCCUGAUCGCCAUCAUCCUGCCGCCGCUGGGGGUGUUCCUCAAGCACGGGUGCGGGCACGAGUUCUGGAUCUGCCUCCUCCUCACCUUCCUCGGCUACAUCCCCGGCAUCAUCUACGCCGUUUACGCCAUCACCAAGUACUAGUCGGUCUCAUCAUGAAUCCGCACCAGUCUGAUCGACGAGCGCUCCACCAGUUCCUGCGUUCGUGCCAUGCAUGAUGCAGUAGUACUCUUGUUUAGUUUCACCCCGGCUGCUCUUGUAUCUACACCUUGGUCGUUGGUUGUUGAUUCCAGUGCUUAUUUUCGCUGUUCAUCAUGUCUGUACUUUUUUUUAAUUGAGGAUUUGAGGUGUUCUCUCUAGCUGAUGCUGAUGGAUCGUUGCAGCCGAUCAAGGUUAUUGGGAAUUAUAUACUGAUUGCGCUUGCUUCAUCAGCGAGUCCAACCGAGUUGAUUGUCUAUGCUUUUACAAGU
Molecule: messenger RNA, 597 nt
Organism: Panicum hallii
Lineage: Eukaryota; Viridiplantae; Streptophyta; Magnoliopsida; Poales; Poaceae
Product: hydrophobic protein LTI6B
Exons: 1
Coding region: 98-271 (57 amino acids)
Cellular component (GO): membrane
Source: RefSeq, a predicted model, not a curated record